CACAUUUUAGAAUGGGGUGCCUCAGGACUGUCCAUAGUUUUAAAGGGUGCCUCGGGGAGUGUCCAUAAUUUUAAAGGGUGCCUCGGGACUGUCCAUAGUUUUAAAGGGUGCCUCAGGACUGUCCAUAAUUUUAAAGGGUGCCUCGGGACUGUCCAUAAUUUUAAAGGGUGCCUCGGGACUGUCCAUAGUUUUAAAGGGUGCCUCGGGACUGUCCACAAUUUUAAAGGGUUCCUCGGGACUGUCCAUAGUUUUAAAGGGUGCCUUGGGACUGUCCAUAAUUUUAAAGGGUGCCACGGGACUGUCCUUAAUUUUAAAGGGUGCAUUGGGUGUCCUACAUGUGUAGAUGUUGCUGUGUUAUAUAAAAUAGUAUUUUAAUAGUUUUUUUACAUUUUAGAAUGGGGUGCUUCAAGACUGUCCAUAGUUUUAAAGGGUGCCUUGGGACUGUCCAUAAUUUUAGAGUGUGCCUUGACAUUGUCCAUAAUCUUAAAGGG
Molecule: messenger RNA, 491 nt
Organism: Staurois parvus
Lineage: Eukaryota; Metazoa; Chordata; Amphibia; Anura; Ranidae
Source: the annotation of a GenBank genome assembly